Bemisia tabaci is the source of this 5058-nucleotide messenger RNA. The record is from RefSeq and is a predicted model, not a curated record. Lineage: Eukaryota; Metazoa; Arthropoda; Insecta; Hemiptera; Aleyrodidae.
CCGUCGCUGAAAAAGCGUCUCGCAGACGCGUUCCAAGCCUCGCGUUCGGAACUUGGACCACCUCGCACUCGCACCGAACACGCGUCUCUCGCGGUCCACCUUGAAUCCAUCCCUCACGCCACGCGCCGGCUACCUGUGAUCCAUCGCGAACGUGACGUCAUGUCCUCCGACACGUGCCACUUCAUCCCUGUCGUGUGCGCAACAAUGGGCCCCCCCGCGCAGCAUUUCUCUCUCCGACCCCUCGCAUAGUGUUUCCGGUCCAUUGGAAACUCCUUAGCUGUGAUCAAUAGUGCCAAAAUCCCUCGUAUUUAGCUCAAUUCCGAGAUCAAGCUUGGAGUUUUGAGGCUGCCAAAGCUUGUUAUUGUGAUUAGUUCGUACGCAAGUUUUGUGACUUUUCAUUUCCGGUUCUUAUGCAUAUCGUUCGACGGUGUUUUCCUCGCGCUACUGCGAUCGUGACUUCGGUAGCUGGGCCCAAUUAUUAGCAUAUCGUGUAUUGUUCUACUUUUACAACUCCAAGUUCUUCCAUAAGUUGUAUCGACGGAUAAAAUCUCAACAAAGAAACACAUCAGGUGCGUCGAAUCAUCUUGCUAUCUAAAAGUGUGCUAUUGUUUACCAUACAUCAGUCACGGUACAAUAGGUAUUUGUUGCUCGGAAACGAUGUUAUGUGCGUGAAAUUUUUGAUGGGAUCACGCCAGGGAUGACCCGGAAAUUUGGAUCCGACCGUUGAAAUUUUGCUGAUUUUUGAAGAAUAGUAAGAUGGAAAUGGAAGAGGAAAACCCAUCCGAAAACUGAGUGAACAAACUUGAACAAUGUCUUAAAUCGGGAGGACUGAAAGCGAAAGACAUAACUCGGAAAAUCGUACGGAAGGAGGAGAGGAAUCAUCAAAGCUGGCGCACCAAUUUUGGUUCUCUUACCCGCCUCCAGGGGCCGGGAGUAGCCGGUCGCAAACGGACGAGGAGAAGAAGGAGAAGAAGGAGUUGGCGGAGGCGGCGGCCCGGAUCGAGCAACAAAGGGUCCAGCACCAGCGGGCUGCCGAGCGGGAGAUCCUCGAGAUCGAGUCCAGGACCCGAUUGGAGCAGGAAAUCGCCAUGGAGCAGUCCGUCAGGGAGUGCCGUUCUGCGUCACUUCAAUCAAUAUGCCGUGCACCCAUCGCGAGCUUGGAUUGCAUGGAAGAGUUCCAAAGCACCGCCGAGCAACUGUGCCUCCAGCUGACGUCAGGAGGGCUCCAGGGAUACACCACACCUACAUCCGUAUCCAGGCAGACCUCAGUCGUUACACCCGGGUUACGCUAUCGAAAUCUAGGCAAGAGUGGUCUCAGAGUAUCGAGCGUCGGUUUAGGAACUUGGGUUACUUUUGGUGGCAAUGUGUCUGAAGAGCAAGCAGAAUCUGUAGUCGUGGCAGCCUAUGACGCCGGAGUCAACUUGUUCGACAUAUCUGAGGCACACAGUGGAACCAGAGCAGAAAUUGAACUCGGAAAUAUUUUGCAGAAGAAGAACUGGAAAAGGCAUACAUACGUUGUAGCUACCAAAAUAUACUGGAAUGCAAAGUCAGAAGAACGAGGCCUGUCCAGAAAGCAUAUUAUAUCAUCCGUUCAAGCUUCCCUAGCUAGACUAAAACUUAGUUACAUCGACAUAGUUAUAGUACACAAAUGCGAUCCAAUGUGCCCAACCGAAGAGAUCGUGAGAGCGAUGACGCACGUCAUAAGUCAAGGCUGGGUCAUGUAUUGGGGCACCUCCAGAUGGAGUCCUGUCGAAAUCAUGGAGGCGUACACUAACUGCCGGCAGUUCAACUGCAUCACGCCAAUUAUCGAACAAACGGAAUAUCACAUUUUCUGCAGAGAGAAAGCUGAGCUUUAUUUGCCUGAGCUCUACAAUAAAAUAGGAGUCGGUCUUAUGGCAUGGUCACCUAUAUCGAUGAAUCUCAUUUCUGGUCGAGGAGAGGAAAAUACUGUUGGUUGCCUUACCAAACCGUCCUUAAAGCAAAAAUACGGGUCAUUCAGUUGGGUAGAGGAUGAAACGACAUUAAUGAAUAAGGAUGAGCGGACUCAAGUAGAGGAGAUGCAAAAACAGAGGGAGAAGUUGAAAGAAAUUUCCACUCUAGCGUCAAGAAUGGGAUGCUCCUUAACUCAACUAACAAUCGCCUGGACCUUGAAACACGAAAGUGUUCAGUGCCUCCUCAUCGGUGCUUCCACGCCACAACAAUUCUAUCACGCCCUCUAUAGUUUACAGUUGGUUCCAAAAAUAAAUGCCACAAUCAUGAGUGAGUUGGAUAAAAUUCUGGAGAAUAAACCUGUGAGGCCGCCUAUGAUAUCCACUCUUGCGCUCAGAUGACAAACAAUGUGCCCCCCGGGCUCAAGCCUGGGCGGGCUGGGUGACAUGUCACCCAAAGAAGAAGAAAAAGAAAACAAAAGUGUCCCUUUCUGCACAAUUCAGUGACAGUACGAGAAAGGGGGAGACCCUGUUUAAACUUAUCAGUGUUCAAGAAUGCUCUAUCUCUCUGUUUCUAUAUCUCUCUUUCUCACACACACAUACACACACGCAACAAGCAUCUCCUUCAGAAUCAGUAUCUACUUUCAUUCAUUACAUCUAACAAUAAUUACUCAGCUCCGUCUUUUCACAUUAAAUCUUAUAUUCUGCAUCAUUUUUACAGUUUCUUUAGGAAAUUUACCAUAUCUCUAGAUUUAAGUUCAAUCGUUUAUUGUAUCAAUAUACCUCCAUAAUACAUCAAGCUUUCUGAUGAUUAUAAUAAAAUAUUAAGGCCUUAAAAAUAAAAUUAAUAUAUCGAUGGUUUAGCGAAAAAUGCGUACCUCCGAUGCAAGUUUAAAUUGUUUUAAAAAGAAAAGAUGAAGAAACAACUAACCUCUUUUUAAAAUCGUUCAUGAGUUUAGUUUAUUCAUUCAAAUUAUACUCACAGGGAAUAAUUUUAAGGAAAUAUUUGAAUUAGCCUCCUGUUAAAGAAAGGAAACAUAAUUGAUGGGUUGAGGUUGCGAGGGAGAUACGCAUUCCGGCUUUGACCAUCCAUAUAUCUCAUCCUAGGAAGUGAGUUUGGAAUUGGGAAAUAAUUUGUUUUUUUUAUGAAUGCGAGAAAUUUUAAUAGGCCUUAACACAAGCGAGGGGGAUGUGUCCAUAAAAUUCAUUAGGUAGGGUGUAUUUAAUGCUAACUGCCUGGACCAUGUUACUCAGUGGGUCGAUAUUUCAGUUUACAAAAAAGUAAAAAUUGUAUUCGCCAUGAAAUUUGAAAGAAGGAUAUAAUAAUUAAUAUCCUCUGGUAACUGAAAAUCUGCCUGCAUCUUUUUUUGAUGCUUUAGAGAAUCUGCCGGCUCUCUAAUUUAAGAAAAAAACUAAAUAAUAUUAGAAAUAUUCAUCUGAGACUUAAGACACAUUAUGAACACACCAAACGUCAACCUAUUUGCAAAAAGUAAAAACUUCCAAUUUUCAUGGGGUGCAUUCUCGAUCAAAGAUAAUCUAAUCAGCUUGCGUCAGUGUUCAAUGAACUUUCCUUAUAACUUGCCAACAUUUAUUUCUUACAUAAAAGUUGAUACUUAAGUGUUCCCAAAUAUUAUCAACAAAUUACGACUAAACGUGUAAUUUAUUACCAGGCUUCAAGGGUUCAGGAAGGGAUGACCUUAUCUCCCCUCAGUUCUGCCUGCUGCUAAUAGAUACACAAAAUGUUUAGGCGCAAGUGAAAGUAAAUGUAUUUGCAAUCUUUUUUUUAAGAUUUAAAAAUUUAGUUUUUACAGUUUUCAAAUUAUUUUAGGUAAUAGAUUACUGUGGAACUGAUCAAGAAUCAACUAUUUAACUGUGUAGCCAGUCAUGUAUCCACGCUCGUGUCGUCUCAUCUUUUUUAAACGAUUUUUUUUUAGAUUUCCACAAUAAAGCAGUUGGAACGUAUGGUGUAAUGAUCGUAAAUAAGUUGUGUAUACACAAUCGAUCUUUCCCAUCUAGAAUGGGGCUGAAAGCUUUGUUGAAAUAUAAUGGAGGUAAAGCACCUAUUUUGUAAUAUUUUAAUAAUUCUUAAAGGCUGUGUUGUUUCAUGCUGAAUCAAAGAUUCAAAUUAACUUAAUUAUUAUUUACUAAUUUUUUCCUCCUUUAUAUAGAUUUUAUCGUACUUUCCUAAUCGUGAAUAAGUAUAUCGUCCGCUCAUCGCUUUUCAUAAUUAGAGAAUUUAAAUGAUAAUAAACUUGGAUUCUCUCAUACGCAGCGGUGGCGUGGCGUGCUUUGCGAUAUACCGAUUGAUCUGCCAUUUAAACCUAUGGAAAAGAAUCUAUACACAGGGUGUUUGCAACGAACACCUUAAUUAUAGAUACUUUUCCACAGCUUCAAAUCGAGAAAUAUCGAAAAUCGAUCAUUCAUGCCUCGCCACUGCGCAAACGUCAAGUUUUUCUGGGCUACUCGUCGAUUCAUUUCUUGAUGACGGAUACAAGAUAAAGCUCUGAAACAAAUCUGUUAUUGGCUGAUCGGGCCUUAAAACUUUGAUUGUAAGUAUUUUCUACUAACUCUACUCCAAUCUCGGUUGGGAGGAUGGGGGAUGGGGUUGAGAUGAUGCAAUGAUGACCCGUCCAUUCCUAGGAAUUUCAAAAUGGGAAGGGGUGUCCAUGUUUUCAACUCGGAACUGAAUUAUAUGAUAGGAAAUAGAACUUUCUGUUUCAACAUGGGGGGGAUGGGGGUCGUUGUGGAGCAUUUCAUUAAUAUGAUGAUUUCAGAGCACGGUUUUUAGCUGCUUUCGAGGGGACAAAAGUGGUCGUAUGGUCUGGAAUAACCCAUAUUUAAUCAAAUACGUUGAAUUUGACUAGUGAAAACAAUUCGAUUCAGAAAAGUUUGAAAUGUUUAUUGACAAGUGUAAAGUAUUAUCAACGCUAUUCACAUUCAAUAGUUUAAUUAAUUACCUACUUUAAUAUUUUUACAAAUAUCAAUUCAGGUUUAAUAUUAUUUGUAUCAAGUUUUCUGCAAUUCCAUAUUCAAGUAAAUAGGUAGUAUCCACGAUUGAUUAAAUCUGAUUUUGUCAAACCGCUCAAAAUGUAUGCGAUAAAUAAAAUUAUUCACAUGUUCGUGUGCACUA